Messenger RNA from Rubroshorea leprosula, 1487 nucleotides. NCBI's taxonomy places the organism in Eukaryota, Viridiplantae, Streptophyta, Magnoliopsida, Malvales, Dipterocarpaceae. The record is from the annotation of a GenBank genome assembly.
UUUCUCUCAAUUAUUUCCUUCUCCUGAUUUCUUUAUGUAGAACUGGAGAAUAGAUUAUUAUCUCAGUUCGAUGCAGCAUCGCAGAGAAGAGAAUUAUCUACCAUGGCAGAAUGUGCUAAAAUUUUAUCUCAGUUUAACAGGGGCACAAGUGCCAUGCAGCAUUAUGUGGCAACCCGUCCAGUGUUCAUUGAUGUGGAAGUCAUGAAUGCAGACACCAGAUUGGUUCUUGGAGACCAGGGUUUGCAAGCUAGUCCCAACAAUGUUGCUCAUGGACUUUCUUCCAUGUACAAAGAAAUCACAGAUACAGUACGUAAAGAAGCAGCCACAAUUACUGCAGUAUUCCCUUCUUCUAAUGAUGUCAUGUCAAUUUUAGUCCAGCGAGUUUUGGAGCAGCGAGUUACAGCCCUUCUGGAUAAAAUACUAGGGAAGCCAUCUCUCGUGAAUCCACCUCCCUUGGAGGAAGGUGGACUUUUAUUAGUGAGAUCCAUUAACUGCUAUCUAAGAAUGCUAGCUGUGGCAUAUGAGAAAACACAAGAACUUGCUAGAGACCUACGAGUUGUUGGAUGUGGUGAUUUGGAUGUUGAAGGCCUUACAGAGUCUCUCUUUUCUGCUCACAGGGAUGAAUAUCCUGAAUAUGAGCAGGCCUCACUUAAACAACUAUAUCAAGCAAAGAUGGAAGAACUAAGGGCUGAAAACCAGCAGUUCUCUGAGUCAACUGGAACAAUUGGGCGCUCUAAAGGUGCUUCAGUAGCAUCUUCUCAACAGCAGAUAUCUGUGACAGUUGUGACAGAGUUUGUUCGCUGGAAUGAAGAAGCAAUAUCUAGAUGCAUUUUGUUUUCAUCACAGCCUGCAACCCUUGCAGCCAAUGUAAAACCAGUGUUCAACUGCCUUCUAGACCAAGUCAGCCAAUAUAUAACAGAUGGACUUGAAAGGGCUCAAGAUAGUCUGACAGAAGCUGCAGCUUUGAGGGAAAGGUUUGUGCUGGGCACUAGUGUUAGUCGAAGGGUUGCCGCUGCAGCUGCUUCUGCUGUGGAAGCUGCUGCUACUGCAGGUGAAAGUAGUUUCAGAACUUUCAUGGUUUCCAUACAACACUGUGGAAGUAGUGUGGCAACAGUGCAACAGUACUUCGCAAAUUCCAUAUCUAGGCUCUUACCACCUGUUGAUGGUGCUCAUGCUGCUUCAUGUGAAGAAAUGGCAACAGCAAUGAGGAGUGCAGAGUCAGCAGCAUACAGAGGGCUACAACAAUGCAUUGAAACUGUGAUGGCUGAGGUAGAUUGUCUUCUGUCAGCUGAACAGAAAGCAACUGAUUACUGAUCACCCAAUGAUGGAAUUGCUCCUCAUCGUCAUCCAACAAAUGCCUGCACAAGGUUUGCUCAGCUAGACAACUUAAAAACCUGUUUCUUAAACUAUGGAGUUGAUUUUUGAUACUUGCUGGAAAAUCCAUGGAUGUGAGGUCAAUUCCUUUUGUAGUGUCAGUUUCUCAUGUU